Homalodisca vitripennis (glassy-winged sharpshooter) is the source of this 3428-nucleotide messenger RNA. RefSeq lists its product as uncharacterized. Gene Ontology annotation, biological process: sodium ion transport; transmembrane transport. The record is from RefSeq and is a predicted model, not a curated record. Gene Ontology annotation, molecular function: symporter activity. The coding region runs from base 1 to 3252 and encodes 1083 amino acids. NCBI's taxonomy places the organism in Eukaryota, Metazoa, Arthropoda, Insecta, Hemiptera, Cicadellidae. Gene Ontology annotation, cellular component: membrane. The transcript is spliced from 25 exons.
AUGCUGGCACACACAGCAAGUGACAGUGAGUAUGCUCAGUAUUGCAUAUGGUGCGACUUUGUCUCUGUUUACGCUUGGGAUAUUCUUCCCAUGUGUAAAUUCAAAGGGUGCCGUAGCAUCAGCGGUUACGAGCCUGCUGGUAUCCAUUCCAGUACAUCAAGCCUUUUCAACUAUACUGGGGUAGGAUCUCCCGUGGUCGCGGAUAGUUCUGUGCCACUCUUGUACCAACUGUCUUACAACUAUUACUCUCUCACUGGCGCUCUGACUGGAGUAGUGGCAGGCCUGAUCGUGUCCUUACUCACCGGAACGCCCAACGCCGCAACAAUGAACCCUGACCUCUUCAGCCCCUACGUGCGCAGAUUUCUGCCCAGAGCGAAUCAGCAAAUACAUCUUAACAAAAACGAGUACAUGUUAACGCCUUUAAAGGAUAAAUAUUUAGUGGUGGUAGCCAUGCUACUGCUCUCUGUCCUAGUUGGCGUCUACUACACCUUCUUUAACAAGCAGAAAACCUUCAAGGAUUACAUGCAGGGCGGGAAGACUAUGGGGGUGUUCCCUACAUCCAUGUCCUUUGUCGCCAGUUUAAUUUCAGGAAUCGCUUUGCUGGGUAUUCCUGUAGAGGUUUACUUGCAUGGAACUCAGGUGCUUCUCGGAAACUUGGCCUCUAUAGCAGUGUCCAUAAUAGCUGGUGUUUUCUAUCUGCCCGUUUACUUCGACCUUCAACUGCACUCGAUUUUCCAGGUGGUGUAUAUGCCGGUUGUGUUAUUCGUUCCAGCUCUUGCUUUCAAUCAAGCCUGGACCUACCUAGAUCCUACUGCACGUAACACUGUGUGGACUGUAGUAAUCGGCUACACGUGUAACUACCUGACUGGACUGGUGGCCAACCCCGGGUCCGUCCAGAAGUUCCUGUCCGUCCCCACGUACAGACACACCAAGUGGGUUCUAUUCUACAGCACCAUUGGUUUUGUGGUGAUAAACAGCUUGUGUUAUUGCCUAGGCGUAGUUCUGUAUGCGAGAUACCAUCAGUGUGAUCCUGUCGCAUCUGGAGUCAUCACCAAGGCCAAUCAAAUGGUGCCCCUGUACGUGAUGGAAGUUGGUAGAGACUAUCCUGGACUCGCGGGACUGUUCAUGUCUGGAGUCAUGAGUGCAGCUCUCAGUUCACUAUCGGCAUGGCUUAAUGCUGUGGGAGGAAUAUUGUAUAAAGACUUCAUGGAAGUGUUCUAUCCCAGAGUAAAACACUCUGAAACCAAACAGUCCACCAUUAUCAAGUCAAUUAUCGUCAUCUUAUGCAUAAUUUGCUCAUCGCUGGUCGCUGUAAUUGAGAAACUAGGGACCAUCUAUCAGGGUGCCAUAGCAUCAGCAAUUGCUAGCUUGCUGGUAUCCAGUUGGGUGAUCAUAAACGCUCAAUUAUAUGCUUUGGAUGGAAAACUUCAAUUCCACGGAAAAGUCACUAGUAUAGACAACUGUCCUGCCAGUAUAAGAGAGAAUUUUAAUUCCAGUACUUCAAGCCUCUUCAACUAUACUGGGGUAGGAUCUCCCGUGGUCGCGGAUAGUUCUGUGCCACUCUUGUACCAACUGUCUUACAACUAUUACUCUCUCACUGGCGCUCUGACUGGAGUAGUGGCAGGCUUGAUCGUGUCCUUACUCACCGGAACUCCCAACACCGCAACAAUGAACCCUGACCUCUUCAGCCCCUACUCCUCUCUCGUUUCGCCUGUAUUGUAUUAUAUAUUGUAUAUAGUAUUGGUUUUGGCCGGCAUUUUCUAUCUUCCAGUUUACUUCAACCUCCAGUUGCACUCGGUUUACCAGUAUUUGGAGCUGAGGUUCGAUAGCAGAGUGAGAAUCAUAGGCACAUUGUUGUACACCUGCAAUCUGAUGGUGUUUAUUCCUAUUGUGUUAUUCGUUCCAUCGCUUGCUUUCAAUCAAGUUACAGGAGUAUCAGUUCAUGCCUGUACGUGGAUCAUCAGCAUAUGUUGCCUCUUGUACACCACUUUUGGAGGUCUAAGAGCAGUUAUGUGGACCGACACAAUACAGAACGUGUUCACACUUUUUGGGACAAUUUUCGUCGUUGUGGUUGGGUUCUGGAGACUCGGCGGUCCACGAGAGGUUUUAAGAAUAAAUGAGCAAGGAACAAGACUAGAAAUUUUCAAUCUAAAUCCAGAUCCUACAGCACGUAAUACGUUUUGGACUAUUAUGAUUGGCUACACAUGUAGUUACCUGACUGGUAUCGUAGCCAACCCCGGGUCCGUCCAGAAGUUCCUCUCAGUCCCCACGUACAGACACACCAAGUGGGUUUUAUUCUACAGCGCUAUUGGUUUGCUAUUGAUAAACUGCCUGUGCUAUUCCUUGGGCUUGAUACUCUAUGCGAGAUAUCAUCAGUGUGAUCCUGUCGCCGCUGGAGUAAUCACCAAGGCCAAUCAAAUGGUGCCCCUGUACGUGAUGGAAGUUGGUAGAGACUAUCCUGGUAUCGCGGGACUGUUCAUGUCUGGAGUCAUGAGUGCAGCUCUCAGUACACUGUCAGCCUGGCUUAACACUAUUGGAGGAAUAUUGUAUAAAGAUUUCUUGGAAGUGUUCUAUCCCGGGGUACAACAUUCUGAAGCCAAACAGUCCACUUUUAUAAAAUCAAUUGUUGUCAUUAUAUGCAUAAUAUGCGCAUCUCUGGUUGGUGUAGUUGAAAAAACUAGGGACCGUGUAUCAGUUUACCUGUUACAGGUGGCGGUGAGCCUAAUGGGCAUUGCUCAGGGAGCGACCUUUUCUCUUUUUACUCUUGGCGUAUUCUUCCCACGUGCUAAUUCAAAAGGUGCCAUAGCAUCAGCGGUUGCGAGUCUACUGGUAACCAGUUGGGUGAUCUUAAACGCCCAAUUAUAUGCUUUGGAUGGAAAACUUCGAUUCCCCGGUAAAGUCACCAGUAUAGACAACUGUCCUGCCAGUAUAUGUGAAAAUUUUAAUUCAAGUACAUCAAGCCUCUUCAACUAUACUGGGGUAGGAUCUCCCGUGGUCGCGGAUAGUUCUGUACCGCUCUUGUACCAACUGUCUUACAACUAUUACUCUCUGCUUGGCACUCUGACUGGAGUAGUGGCAGGCCUGAUCGUGUCCUUACUCACCGGAACUCCCAACACCGCAACAAUGAACCCUGACCUCUUCAGCCCCUACGUGCGCAGAUUUCUGCCAAGAGCGAAUCAGCAAUUACAUCUUAACAAAAAUGAAUAUAUUUUGACAUCCACGAAUGACGUAGACAAGACAUUAACAACAUAGUAUAGCUAUGUUAAUUAAGCAUUAAUUCCAAGUAAAAACAUAAACUUAAUAAUCUUUUGAGGGCAAAAAAUCUAUUUCAUUUUCUUACAAUGAACAAAAUAUGAACACAUGCUAUGAUAUUACUUUUAGUUUAGUUUUAGCAUUAAAAAAAUAACUAGAUGAAGGUACAGUACAAG